Messenger RNA from Sorex fumeus (smoky shrew), 4112 nucleotides. It is a transcript of the gene GPR137B, whose product is annotated as G protein-coupled receptor 137B. The coding region runs from base 203 to 1405 and encodes 400 amino acids. The transcript is spliced from 7 exons. The record is from RefSeq and is a predicted model, not a curated record. Gene Ontology annotation, cellular component: lysosomal membrane. Gene Ontology annotation, biological process: negative regulation of osteoclast differentiation; regulation of autophagy; positive regulation of TORC1 signaling. Lineage: Eukaryota; Metazoa; Chordata; Mammalia; Eulipotyphla; Soricidae.
GCGGGGGCGCGCGGGGCCGGCCGGCACGCGGGGGCGGCGGGCGCGGCGCCGCCAAUCGCAGACAAAGGCCGCCCCAGUGAAUCAUGUGGUGCCGGGGGAGGAAGUGCGGCUUGUUUUCUUUCCUCCAGUCGCCGGGCUCCGGGAGGAGCAGCGCGAUGCGUGGAGACCCCCGCGGGGGCGGCGGCGGCGGGGGCGAGCCCCGAUGAGGCCCGAGCGGCCCCGGCCGCGCCGCAGCGCCUCGGGCCCCAUGGAGGCCCCGCCCUGGGACCCUCUCCGCAACGACACGCUGCCGCCCACCUUGACCCCGGCCGUGCCCCCCUACGUGAAGCUCGGCCUGACGAUCGUCUACACCGUCUUCUACUCGCUGCUCUUCGUGUUCAUCUACGUGCAGCUCUGGCUGGUGCUGCGCUACCGCCACAAGCGGCUCAGCUACCAGAGCGUCUUCCUCUUCCUCUGCCUCUUCUGGGCCUCCCUGCGCACCGUCCUCUUCUCCUUCUACUUCAGGGACUUCGUGGCGGCCAACGCGCUCAGCCCCUUUGUCUUCUGGCUGCUCUACUGCUUCCCAGUGUGCCUCCAGUUCUUCACCCUCACGCUGAUGAACUUGUACUUCACGCAGGUGAUUUUCAAAGCCAAGUCAAAAUAUUCUCCAGAAUUACUCAAGUACCGGUUACCCCUCUACUUGGCCUCACUCUUCAUCAGUCUCAUUUUCCUGUUGGUGAAUUUGACCUGUGCAGUGCUGGUGAAGACUGGGACGUGGGAGAGGAAAGUCAUCGUAUCAGUGCGUGUGGCCAUUAACGACACACUCUUUGUGCUGUGUGCCAUCUCUCUCUCCAUCUGUCUCUAUAAGAUCUCGAAGAUGUCCUUAGCCAACAUUUACUUGGAGUCUAAGGGCUCCUCUGUGUGUCAAGUGACGGCCAUCGGCGUGACUGUCAUCCUGCUCUACACCUCCCGAGCCUGCUACAACCUAUUCACCUUGUCAUUUUCUCAGAGCAAGAGUGUACACUCCUUUGAUUAUGACUGGUACAAUGUCUCAGACCAGGCAGAUUUGAAGAAUCAGCUGGGAGAUGCUGGAUAUGUAGUGUUUGGAGUCGUUCUUUUCGUGUGGGAACUAUUACCUACCACGUUAGUAGUUUACUUCUUCCGAGUGAGAAAUCCCACAAAGGACCUUACCAGCCCUGGAAUGGUCCCAAGUCAUGGAUUCAGUCCCCGAUCCUAUUUCUUUGACAACCCUAGAAGAUAUGACAGUGAUGAUGACCUCGCGUGGAAUAUUGCCCCUCAGGGGCUCCAAGGAAGCUUUGCUCCUGACUACUAUGAUUGGGGACAACAGACGAACAGCUUCUCGGCCCAAGUAGGGACUGUACAAGCCCACUCAGUUUUGGAUCCUGAUAAAACAAGUCGCGAGUAGCCUCAGUUCCCAGGUUUCUGGGCCACUUGUUAAAGAACUGACGAUGACAGCUGGAAUUUUAGGGCACUUUCUCUUAAGAAAUAGGACUGGAUUUUUUUUUAUAUUACAAGUUUUUAAUGACUUCAUAGGACCAAGCAAUAAUGUAGAUCGAUACAGCCUUAUUUUAGUACUAAAAAGAGAGCCUGGCACCUAUUUCAGUGGGUAUAAUUUAAACUUAAAAAAAAAACCUGUACUUUUAUAAAGACGUAUUUUAUGUAACUUAAAUAAUAAUGCUAAGCUAUAUUAGGUGUUUUUGAGAAUGUUAUUGAAAUACAUGUUGUAGUUUGCACAGACUUCUAUGCAUAAUUCACUUUAAAAGUAGAAAAGAUGGUGGAUUUUUGAGGCUUUUAGACUAAAGAAUUCCUCAGAUCCUCACCUUUUCUCAGAAUCUCACCUCCACAUUGGUAGAUACUAGAAAGCCAAUUGCAACUCCAGUGUUAAAGCCUAAUGGAAUAUCAGCAACUUAUAAGGGAACAGACUCCUUAAAAUUCAGAUGGUUGGGUCUCAAAGAAUCCUGAAUCUUGCCAAAAGCUUGGUGUUCACAGGUCAUGAAUAUGUAUGCUUCAAUAAGUUGAUAAUGUUAAAGAUGGAGAGAAUUGACUUAGCUAUUAAAACUUACUAUACUAUAUUAACAGAUUUUUGCAUAUUUUUCAGCCCUUUGGAAUUUAAUAUUCAUUACCUCAAAGUUCAGCAGAACUGCCCUCAAAUUACUCAUUACAUUCAAGGAUAAAAUGUUUCCUAAAAGAAGUUAAUAACGAAGUUUUUUUUUUGCUAAAACUCUGGAAUCCUAAUAAUUUAUGGAAUCCUAAUAAUUUUCUUUGUGCUGUCCAAUCACAUUUAAUAGUACGGCUUUAGAUUUUUUAAAUAACUCUUGAGAGCAGCCUCCUAGAAGCGCCUUGUUUAAAAUGGGAAAGCAUUUUCUUCUCGAUUGACUCCUUACUUUUGGCUAUUUAAAAGGACUUGUUCCAGACAAUUGCCUAUAAGCCAUCUUUCAUUUAAAUGAAAAACAUUUGUCAUGAAAUAUGAAUUUCCCAAACCCUAAGUUUCAGUUCUGCAGUUGUAGAAUCUGCCUCUACAGCUCUAAUUUACCCCAAACAGAUAAGGUAGAGGAAGUCCUGUUUCCAGGGGGAAAGUCUCAUUUUGCUCUGCUCAAGAAAUCUCACCUGUGGAGACAGAGGGAGGGAUAGAUGAGGGGGACAAACAAGAAGAAACUUACAUUGCUAAAUCCUACCUGUGUCUACCUAUGUGAUGAAACGCACUAAAAUUGGUUUUUAUUUUCCACUUGGUUCUUUAGGAUUAAUUUGCCUUCAGACAUCGAUUUCAGAGAUUAGACAACUUAUUUUCUGUUUAUUUUGAUAAUAUUUCAAAUGGGAAUCCCAAAUUUUAAAUGGAUUAUGGUUGACUUUUUUUUAUUUGUAUAGAGUAAUUUUACCUCACAUAAAAAUCCCACACACCAACAUUUUUGCAUAAACUUUCAGUAGAUAGAAUUUGAGUCACUAAUCACUUAAAACAGUUACUAUCAGGGAAACGAAGAUACUAAAGCAAAGUAUUAUUACUGUGGAUUAUUCAGCUAGUCUCAAAGUAUUGUACGCUAUUAUUUUAAAUAGCUUCAAGACACCCUACUGGUCACAUCAUAGAGCUUGGUUAUUAAUACAAGAAUUUAAAGGUAGACCCACUCAGCACAAGAGCCUAAAACUCUCAAAUGGGACCAGACUGAUAGUACAGCAGGUAAUGAGGCUUGCCUUGCACAUGGCCAACCUGGGUUUGAUCCUCGGCACCCUAUAUGGUCUCCCAGGCCCACCAGGAGUUACCCUUGAGCACAGAGCUAAGAGUAAGCCCUGAGCACUGCUGGGUGUGACCCCCAAACUGACCAAACAAAAAGACAAAACCUCACAAAUCAGCUGAGGAUAUAAAAGUAUUUUAAAAUAUGCUAAAAAAAUCACUAAAAUCAUGUGAUUGUUACAGAGUCUUUAUUUUUACUGACAGGAGAGUGGAAAGAUCAGGCAUUAACUGAUUAAAAAGCUCUAUUUUUGGUAAUAAAGCUGCUAUUGACCUUUCUAAUUGUAAAGGAUAAAACUGUCCUAAGUGCCUAUUUUUUUCCCGUAUGUUUUUAAAAAAGUGUUGCUAGCACACAAGUGCAAUUAACAUUGAUAAGAAAAUUUCACUAGGAUUUUAUCGAACAAUCUUUCAUAGUAAACAUCCAGGUAAACUCUGUGGUCUAUUGUAGGAAUAGAAAGCAGAAGGAAAUUAAAAUUUCCUGCAAUCACUUCAUUUACAUGUGCUGCUAAAAACACUGGCAGGGCUACUCCUUAUGUAAAAUAAUAAAGUCUCAGAGAAGGCAAAGAAUGUUAAUUACUGGUUUUAAAAGUCCCAGAUGUCCUCUUUAAAGCAACAUGAUGAAAUUAAAACCUUGAUUUCAGAGUAUAAACUUAACUCUGAAAGAAGCAGUAGUGUCACUGAAGAUCACUAUCAUUAUGUCUGAUUCUACACUAAUAGAGGACGUAUGAAUAUUUCUGCACAUCUGUUGGAUGUCCACAUGUUGCUCUCCACCAAUGGAGUUGGCUGAGAAUUUUAAUUGAUUUGAUAGUUUAUGUGUGUCCUUUGUUUUUCUCUUUAUAACUAACCAAUUUAAUUGAGCUCUUGAUUAAAAUAUUCAAACUGUGUUACA